CUCGCCCCCCCGGCAGCAUGGGGAUGUGCUACAGCCUCCGCUCCGGGAGAGACCACCUGCCCGUCCCCGCCUAUCCCGCAGGCGGAGACGCGCCGGACCUGCAGGAACGCAGCGCCGCUGGCGGUCCGGCCGUGCGAGCCGCCAAGGAGAGCAGCAAAAUCAAAGAGAAAGCGGAUCGGAAGCGCAGCAAAAGCAUCGACAAGUCCCUGAAAGCCGAGAAGAGGGAGUACAAACAGACGCACAGGCUGCUGUUGUUGGGUGCUGGUGAAUCUGGUAAAAGCACAAUUGUCAAACAAAUGCGGAUCUUGCAUGUGAAUGGAUUUAAUGCAGAGGAGAAAAAAAUGAAAAUUCAGGAUAUUAAAAACAAUAUUAAAGAAGCUAUAGAGACAAUAGUAACAGCGAUGGGAAACCUGGCACCACCAGUUGAACUAGCUAAUGCAGAGAAUCAGUUUCGAAUUGAUUAUAUAUUAAACUUAGCAAAUCAGAUAGAUUUUGACUUCCCACCAGAGUUCUAUGAACAUACAAAAACACUUUGGCAAGAUGAAGGUGUGAAAGCAUGCUAUGAAAGAUCUAAUGAAUAUCAGUUGAUUGACUGUGCACAGUAGUAAGUACAACUUUUCUUACAAUUAAUUUUAUUGCUAUACUGGGGGCAAGGAGAACAAA
Molecule: messenger RNA, 663 nt
Organism: Python bivittatus (Burmese python)
Lineage: Eukaryota; Metazoa; Chordata; Lepidosauria; Squamata; Pythonidae
Source: RefSeq, a predicted model, not a curated record